AUGGCUCGAUCGCCGGAAAUAAAGAUGGAAGCCAAAGUGCACAUAGCAGAUACGCCAAUCACUGCAAAAAAUUGGCACCAACAUGUCAAUUGGCUGAAUGUGUUCAUGAUCAUAGGGAUUCCUCUGUACGGCUGCAUCCAAGCCUACUGGGUUCCUCUGCAACUGAAGACAGCCAUAUGGGCGGUGGCAUACUAUUUCUUCACCGGCCUGGGCAUCACAGCUGGAUACCAUCGCCUCUGGUCCCACGCCUCCUACUCCGCCCGAUUACCUCUCCGAAUAUGGCUCGCAGCCGCCGGUGGUGGCGCGGCUCAAGGCUCCAUCCGGUGGUGGUCUCGCCUGCAUCGCUCGCACCAUCGAUACACUGAUACCAGCAAGGACCCGUACUCCGUGAACAAGGGAUUCAUGUACUCCCACCUGGGCUGGAUGGUGCUUAAGCAGAACCCCAAGCGAAUCGGCCGAUCGGAUGUGUCGGAUCUCAACGAAGACUCGGUUGUGGUCUUCCAGCACCGUCAUUACCUGAAGGUCGUGUUUGUCAUGGGCAUGUUUGUUCCCAUGCUUGUUGCCGGCCUCUGGGGGGACUGGUGGGGCGGGUUCAUAUACGCCGGCAUCCUAAGGAUUUUCUUCGUUCAGCAGGCUACCUUCUGCAUUAAUUCCUUGGCCCACUGGCUUGGCGAACAGCCGUUUGAUGAUCGUAACUCUCCGCGCGAUCAUGCUAUCACUGCGCUGGCGACGCUCGGCGAAGGUUAUCAUAACUUCCAUCAUGAGUUCCCGUCUGACUACCGCAACGCGAUCGAGUGGUAUCAGUAUGAUCCUACGAAAUGGACGAUCUGGUUGUGGAAACAAGUCGGGCUGGCGUACGAUCUGAAGCAGUUCCGGGCCAACGAGAUUGAAAAGGGUCGGCUCCAACAGAUGCAGAAGAAGGUGGAUCAGAAACGGGCCUUGCUGGAUUGGGGGACACCGCUGAGCGAGCUGCCGGUCAUGGAAUGGGAGGACUUUGUCGAAAAGUCCAAAACAAAAGCCCUGGUUGCUAUUGCUGGUGUGGUCCACGAUGUGACGAGCUUUAUUGACGAGCACCCGGGUGGCAGGGCCAUGAUCAAGGUGGGGAUUGGAAAGGACGCGACGGCUAUGUUCAACGGUGGUGUUUAUUAUCAUUCCAAUGCGGCUCAUAAUUUACUCUCCAUGAUCAGGAUUGGAGUCAUACGUGGGGGGAGCGAGGUUGAGGUUUUCAAGCAGACGAGGAAGGAUCAGUCUGCAUAAGGAGGAAUUUAUUAGCG
Molecule: messenger RNA, 1274 nt
Organism: Aspergillus steynii IBT 23096
Lineage: Eukaryota; Fungi; Ascomycota; Eurotiomycetes; Eurotiales; Aspergillaceae
Product: acyl-CoA desaturase
Exons: 2
Coding region: 1-1257 (418 amino acids)
Biological process (GO): unsaturated fatty acid biosynthetic process
Cellular component (GO): endoplasmic reticulum membrane
Molecular function (GO): stearoyl-CoA 9-desaturase activity; iron ion binding; heme binding
Source: RefSeq, a predicted model, not a curated record